This is a messenger RNA of Zingiber officinale, 390 nucleotides long. RefSeq names its product very-long-chain aldehyde decarbonylase GL1-9-like. The transcript has a single exon. Bases 1 to 390 code for a protein of 129 amino acids. NCBI's taxonomy places the organism in Eukaryota, Viridiplantae, Streptophyta, Magnoliopsida, Zingiberales, Zingiberaceae. The record is from RefSeq and is a predicted model, not a curated record.
AUGGUCGUCUUCGACUCAUGGCCGUACUUUAUCCACCGCUACAUGCACCACAACAAGGUCCUCUACCGGAGGUUCCACUCGUGGCACCGCCGCAUCGCAGCCCCCUACGCCCUCGCGGCGCAGUACAAGUGUACAACUACCCCGUCGACGGCGUGCUCACGGAAACUGUGUCCGGCGCGCUAUCAUACUUCGUGUCAGGGAUGUCUCCGGCGACGGCGUUCGGGAACAACGCAGCGUACCACGAUGUGCAUCACCGGCGGUGCGGUGCGGGGAGAUCGCAUAAUUUGGCGCAGCGAGUCGGACAGGAUUAUGGGCACAUAUGUGCCGUAUGCGGUCGUGAAGAGGGAGGACGGGACAGGAUAUGAAGUCAGAGUGAUUGAGGAGAAGUGA